Molecule: messenger RNA, 1072 nt
Organism: Rhizopus microsporus ATCC 52813
Lineage: Eukaryota; Fungi; Mucoromycota; Mucoromycetes; Mucorales; Rhizopodaceae
Exons: 4
Cellular component (GO): peroxisome
Source: RefSeq, a predicted model, not a curated record
UUGCAGGAAACACGGGCUUGCAGUAAAUACCUUGAAGCGCCUUCUAUAACAAAUGAAUCUGAUUCGACUUCAGAAGAAUCCAAUGAAGAACUGACAAGCGACGAUCUUUCUGACAUUCAAACGCACGAAGCCAAAAGGACACCUCUAAAUCAAGAACCACACUUUUCUUUUGGUCAGUUCGCUUGUCCUCUCCUCUUUACAAAACGAAUACCUCUGCACUGGCGCCUUCAGCCAAAUAUCACUCUAAAAGUCUUGACAUCGGAUGUUUUGCGAUUGUUUACAGUAACUAACCGCCCCAACAUGUUUGUCGUUGAAAGGGAUGGAUCCAUUGUCUAUUGUAAGAUAUUUGAAGAGGUCGUUGAAAGUAAUAGCCAUGUAUCUCCGAGCACCGUUUGCAGUUCUCCGGGAUAUACAGAAAAAACAAAGCUUGUGGAAGAUGACGCUCGAACAGUAAUCAGCUUUAGUGGGGAACAAGGCAUAAAGCGUGAUCUAUCCAUGCAAACGGACGCAGCUAUAAAGAAGAAAAUAUCAACCAACUCUCGUCCUGCAGGCACAGAAACUAGAGAAUUAGUCAUUCAAAUCUUUGGUAUCGAUCUUCCGAACUGGGUCGAAGCAGAAUUUGUCAACAUGAUAGAAAAUCGAGUGCUUACACAGAUUACAUUGACCGAAGUACAGCAAUUCUUUGCUAGAAAUACUACAUCAAAGCCUACUUUAGCGGAUGUGGAAUUUAUUUUACCAGUUUGGAAGGCACCAACGGCCAGAGAUGUUCUACGAAUUCCAAGCAUUGUUACGGAUCCCAUUCUACUUUUAUAUUGCCUUAAUCAAAUCACUGCAACAGACAACAUCAAAUCUCUACAAGGCCCAGAUGUUACGGAAGCAAUCAGGUUUUAUCAUGAAAAUGUGUUUUAUAAUGAAAAUCAUCACGCUAUUCGUGUGACCUCCCCGGAUCAGUCAAAUAGCCGAGGCAAAGAUGGGCUAGCAAAUACCCUUUGCUUUUAUUACAACUGCACCAAACGCGUACCUGGUUCCUCAACAUCUGUUGAGUUACUCGUUGGCCAAGGCAUGGCUGGCA